Molecule: messenger RNA, 1807 nt
Organism: Entelurus aequoreus (snake pipefish)
Lineage: Eukaryota; Metazoa; Chordata; Actinopteri; Syngnathiformes; Syngnathidae
Product: forkhead box protein I1c-like
Exons: 2
Coding region: 594-1679 (361 amino acids)
Biological process (GO): anatomical structure morphogenesis; regulation of transcription by RNA polymerase II; cell differentiation
Molecular function (GO): DNA-binding transcription factor activity, RNA polymerase II-specific; RNA polymerase II cis-regulatory region sequence-specific DNA binding
Source: RefSeq, a predicted model, not a curated record
UCAUUUAUUUAUAUAGCACGUUUUAAAACAGCCACUGCUGCCCAAACAUUGUGUACAGAUUCAAAACAGUAAGGUAAAAGAUAAUAAUAACAAAAUACAAAAAUCACAAUAAGUACAGAACAUUCAAAACACAGCUAAAAACACCAAUAAAUGAAAUGGUCAAAUAAAUAAAUUAAAUAAAACAAAUAAAUAAAACUAAAUAAGCACACAGAAACAACAACAAAUGCACUAUAACUUUAAUAAAAAUAAGGAAUAAGCAAAAAUGGUUAAAAAAAACAAACCACAAAGUAUUAAUUUUCAUAUUUUCUCUGAAUAUUGUUGUCAUCUUAAUGCAUUGUUUAUAUUUAAGUGUAUUUGAGUAAACAAUAGAAGUGAGGCUCCUUGCAGCAAAGAUGGUAUCUAUGGGUGCUCAUUGAAAGGCAGAUAGUCUCGUCCAAGGGGCCCCAGGGGGGCCACCCUAAAAAAAAAGUUGUCCUCCUCAGUGGGCUCCACCUGGCCCUUGUCCAUAAAUACUCCUCCCACCCCGAGAGGGAGUUCAGUCCGCAGGCAAAGACGCGCACAGACGAGGUUCGGUUCUUUUUUUGGUUUGGAUUAUGAACACCUUUGGACCCCCGAGCCAGCAGAGUGGCCCCCACAGCGCCCAGGAGCUGCUGGACAUGGCCGCCGUGUACUGCGACAACUACGGGGUGUACCAGCACCAGAACCUGCACCACCAUCCCCAGAGAGCCGCCAACCACCCCUCCAGCUACGGGCUGAGCGACUACAGCAGCCCGCCCACCAACCCCUACCUGUGGCUCAACGGCACCGGCAUCAACUCCUCCUCCUCGCCGUACCUCCCAGCGGGGAGCGGCGGCUCCACCUACCUGCAGUCCGGCCAGAGGCAGCUCCUGGCCGCCCCCGGAGGUCUCGGCGGCGCCGACCUGGGCUGGUUGUCCAUCUCCAGCCAGCAGGAGCUCUUUAAGAUGGUCCGACCUCCGUACUCGUACUCCGCUCUCAUCGCCAUGGCCAUCCAGAGCGCUCAGGACAAGAAGCUGACCCUGAGUCAGAUCUACCAGUAUGUGGCCGAAAACUUCCCCUUUUACAAGAAGAGCAAAGCCGGCUGGCAGAACUCCAUCCGGCACAAUUUGUCCCUCAACGACUGCUUCAAGAAGGUGGCCCGGGACGAGGAUGACCCCGGAAAAGGGAACUACUGGACGUUGGACCCCAACUGCGAAAAGAUGUUCGACAAUGGCAACUUUCGCCGGAAGCGAAAGCGGCGAGCGGACAUCACGGGCGCGGACAAGCCGGAGUCAGACGCCCAGCACAAGCUCUCGGACACGGCCAGCCUGCUCAGCUCCUCCCCGCCCAGCCUCCGCAGCUCCCCGGCCUCCACGGAGCCCAGGUCGUCACCGCCCAACUCGGCCGAGCACAGCCCGUGUUUCAACGGCUUCAUGUCCAGCGUCAACUCGCUGCUGGCGGCCAGCGCGGUGAGUGGAGCCGAUCUCUCGCGGGCUCCGGAGCGGGACUCGGCUCACCUCGGGGAGUUGUCCCAGGGCCGGGAGGCCAUGAGCGGACUGGGCUCGUACGCGCCCUCGGUGAUCUCUCCGCUGAACUGUGACGGCAGGAUGAACUAUUACAACCUUUCCAACCAUUUCACUGUCAACAACCUCAUAUAUGGCAGGGAAGGAACUGAAGUUUAAUUGUUUUUUCAUUAUUAUUAUUUUUUACAAACAAUCAUAAUUUAUCUCAUUUAGUUGCAUUGUAAAAAGUCAUUAUUAUGCAUUCCUUUGUCAAUUUUUGUAGUUUUGGGACAAAUGUACAGAAAUUA